Didymodactylos carnosus is the source of this 1117-nucleotide messenger RNA. NCBI's taxonomy places the organism in Eukaryota, Metazoa, Rotifera, Eurotatoria, Philodinida, Philodinidae. The record is from the annotation of a GenBank genome assembly.
UAACAUUUCGGCCUUUUCUUGUAAAUUAUAUAAGUUUGCAAAGAAAGGUCAUGUAGAGCUGGGAGAUGACUCAUUUUAAUCAGAAAUUUGCGGGCUACGGUUAUGCCUUAUUAAGAAAAGAUUUUGGCUAUUUUUUAUUGAAAUUCGAAGGUGAUGCAGUUCAGCCCAAAAAGUGCAAAAAACGUGUACGUCAGGUACGAAGAAAUCAGUCCGUUACGUUUUUUACUUUGAAGAUUUCUCGAUGACCAAGCGGUAGUUUUUCCUCCGGUUUUCAGUAUAGGGAAGUUCGAAGUCCGAGCUACAAAAUCAGCUAUUAUAAUCCCAUCGUGAGUGUACACAAUCGCUGAACUUUUCACUUUUCUCGGAUACUUCAAAGUUCACUUCUGUUUUUUGUAAGUCCGUUACGCUAGGCAUUUCGUCUCGCCUGGCGUAGCGUUCCAACGAAAUCUAUUCUUUUUUUCGACGUUGGUAGAGCUAAGUGUCUUGUAUAAUUCUGUAGUAGAAGCAAGCUCUGAAGUUCUUUUGUCUUUGUAGAAAACGUCACGGACAGAAAAAAGAGUAAGUCCGUUACAUUUGGAAUAGCCGCCCAGAUUCAGGAUAAUAAGCAAAAACUAAAAAUUCGUUUUUGUGGUUUGAUGGCACUUCUAUCCUCGACAGUGAUUACACCACAAAACUUAAAUAAAUAUUUUCUAAUUCAAUUCAGCUUAUUCAUUGUCGUGUUCAUGUUCUUCAGUUAUGCUUAUUAUCAGCAUGUAAAGAUCUUCAUGAAGUAUCAGGAAGUCUAUCUACGUUAAAAUCGUUGAUAAAUUUCAUAAACCGCUCUUCCGUAAGAUUAGCAAGAUUUUCGGAUAUACAACUGGUAUUAAAACAGCCACAAUUAAAAUUAAUUAUACCAAAUGAUACUCGUUGGUUAUCAUUCUCUAGAGCUGUUACAGCAGCAGUGCGGUGUUAUGAGCCUCUGUUAAUAACCCGUGAACAGGUACCAAACGAACGAGGGGAAGACAAUCCCGACGCUCUUGAUUUAUUAAAAAUUUUACAAGAUAAACAAACAACAUUGAUUUUACAUAUUCAGGAACCAAUUUUAGAAACGCUUUUAAUAUUAUCUAAAUCAAUUUAA